Condylura cristata (star-nosed mole) is the source of this 717-nucleotide messenger RNA. Its product is annotated as chromosome unknown open reading frame, human C17orf107. Lineage: Eukaryota; Metazoa; Chordata; Mammalia; Eulipotyphla; Talpidae. The coding region runs from base 1 to 717 and encodes 238 amino acids. The transcript is spliced from 3 exons. The record is from RefSeq and is a predicted model, not a curated record.
AUGGCAGACACGAAAGAGAACCCCAGCUCCCUGGAAACCCUGCUGUGGGUCUACCACUUCCACAGCUCCACCGAGGUGGCCCUCCAGCCCCCGCUUCUAUCUUCCCUGGAACUCGCUGUGGCCGCAGCCCAUGAGUAUCUGGAGCAGAGGUUCAGAAAGCUUAAGUCCCUGGAGCUGCGGGAGCCCAAGGAGCGGAAGAAGCCUCCCACCCCGAAGCCCACGCUGGGGCUGGUGUUAAGAGAAGCGGUGGCCAGCGUCUUGAACUUCGGCGCCACCUUGUUAGAGAUCUCAGCCCUGUGGCUGCAGCAGGAGGUGCGGCGACUAGACGGAGGCGACGAAAGCCCGGGCCCGGGCCCGGCCCCGAACGCCGGGAACCCGGGUGGAGCGCUGGCCCGGGUAGCCCUGGCCGCCGGGCAGGCGGCUUGGCAAGCCGGGGCUGCGGCGGGCGCCAGCGCCCGGCUCCUCCUCCAGGGGACGUGGUUAUGCCUGUGUGGACGGGGUCUGCAAGGGUCGGCCUCACUUCUGCAACAAUGGCAACAGCAACUGGGCCUUGGAACUCCCGGGGAACCGGUGAGUUCAGAAUGCGUGAUGAGCUGGGGGCCAGGCUGUGGAGGCGCUGAACUGACCCGGCCUCAACAGACAUAUUCAGGAGACCUCAAGGUGGCGAGCAGCAGCAAUGAGGAGGACGGGGAGCCGGCGCGUCUACUACCGCCCUAG